AUGGAAUCCACUACAGCCCUUAAAACCAUCACUCUUGGUCAACAGAGUUGUAAGGUAUUUGGACGACUCUUACGCCUAUGGGAUGCAAUAAACAUGAAAUCCAAGUUUGCAGAUCCUCUCAUCAGCAUUGAUGGUGUCCUUUUAGAUGAAGAUGGCAAUAUGGCGCAGAUUAGUGUACCGAAAAAAUUCAAAGAUUUCCGCCCCUUACUCACAGAAGGACAUAUCUACAUCUUUAAUGAUAUUGCAGCCAUUGAUAUAAAAAACAAAACCCAUAUAUAUCACCACCAAAACUAUAUGUUGCAAUUCAAGCACAUCACUAAGGUUCACCGACUUGAAACCAGAGGAACAAAUAUACCCAAGUUUUCCUUCAAUUUUUGUCCAUUUGAUAAUCUACCAGAAAAAGAUACUUUUGUAAAACCACUUCAAGAUAUAAUAGGAGUCAUUAGCCACGUUGGGCCAUUUGAUUAUGCAAGUCAGACAUCUACAAAUAAACUCAGGAAAAUCAAAAUUCGAAACCUAGAUGAACAGACACAAGAAAUACGUCUUUGGGGCCACCAUGGUGAAACAUUUGAUGAAGAAGUUGUACUCGAAAAAUCACAAGAAGGCAUUGUAGUUGGCAUUUUUGCGGGUCUCGCAACUGGGAGCUUUCUAGCUAUAAAUGGGAAUCUCCAGCUCUGCGACAACAACUACCUCAGGUUAUGUAUUUAUGUCCUAUUCAAGCAGCAGGGAAAAUGUACACACUUCAACAAAUAUCAGAUAUGCCCACCUCAAAUUUUCAGGUACAAGCUACCAAUUACACUUACAGAUGACUCGGGAGAUUUAGAUGACAUUGCUUUCUCUAAAAUUGCUGAAGAACUGGUUGAGCGAGAUGCCAUCCAAGCUUCUCCAAACAUGAAAGUUGAUACCGCGGAACAUGUGACCGCCCUAUAG
Molecule: messenger RNA, 930 nt
Organism: Triticum turgidum subsp. durum (durum wheat)
Lineage: Eukaryota; Viridiplantae; Streptophyta; Magnoliopsida; Poales; Poaceae
Source: the annotation of a GenBank genome assembly